AUGGCUGCAGCCUUCGCCAAACGGCUCCUGGAUGCCUUCGUGGAUGCGGGAUUGGAUCGACAGCAGUGCGACUUCGAUGAGGCUGCGGGGCAGAUGAUCAUCAACAACGACAUCACCCGAGUGGUGCCCAUUGCAACGCUCUUCGCACAGUACUCGCUCUGUGCUGAUGAGGCGGCCCGCAGCAAGCUGGUGGAUGGCGCGAUGAAGGCCUUCGUGGAAGGCGCUGCGGAUGUUCCCAGCAGCAUAGCUGAGACGGGAGACCGGCUGCUGCCGCAGCUCUGGAACAAACAGAAGAUUGCCGCCCGACAGAUGACGCUUCCAGCAGGUUUUGAGCUUCCUCACUGCGGCCUAAGAGGCGAACUGCCUUUGGAUGGCGACUUGGGGGUGGUUUUGGUGUGUGACUACGGAGUUGAUGGCCUCUCCAUCGAGACCCCUGUCCUGUCGAAGGAUUUGUCUCGCUGGGGUUGCUUGGCAAAUCUUUCUCAGGAAUUUUGUUGCAUGUUGGUGCUGGAUCCGGUUGGAGAUAAACAGCGGCUUCUACAGAACAUCCUAGAACAACGUAUCCGUUUGGGCAUCAUCAAUGGUGAUGUGGAUUUGUCUAAGGCUUAA
Messenger RNA from Cladocopium goreaui, 609 nucleotides. NCBI's taxonomy places the organism in Eukaryota, Dinophyceae, Suessiales, Symbiodiniaceae. The record is from the annotation of a GenBank genome assembly.